AUGGAGCAGCAGGAUACACGCCCAUACUCCUGGGAACAAGUUGUGUCCUUCGUCAGUUACGAUGCUCACGGCAACACUCUCUUUGUCCUAUAUCUGGACAGCCCAGAUAGUGUGAGGACAGCAUUGAAAAAAAGGCUGAUCGCAGCUAAAACGAUCUUGUCUUUGGAGUGGCAUGUCAUCUUCCUUGGAGUUUUGCGAGACAGAUAUGACGAAUCGGUCUGGUCAUUGAGGGAUUGCGUUCGAAACGCAGAACUUGCACGUGAGUCAGCCCAAGAGUUUAGGCCAGAAUUUAUGCAUCUCCAUGAGAUUGCACGCCAUCUGCUCCACUCGAACGAAACUUUGGACGUCACAGUCGACACAAUCAAACGGAUCCUGGCCAGCUACCCUAGGCUUCUUCCCCCUGAAAGAAGAGAUGAUCUGGCGCUACUCAAUCUUCAUGACAGAACUUCUGCGCUAGAGAAGGAUGUUCAGGGAAUAAAAAGGCGAUCUGAAUCUCUGACUCAACGCCUGCAGAACAAGAUCGAUCUUGCGUACAAUCUCGUGGCUCAGCGCGACAACCAAAUUAUGGUCCAGAUGGGCGAGCGUGCUCGUCAAGACAACAACAACAUGAAACUGAUCGCCGUAGUUGGCUUGGUGUACCUCCCUGGGACCUUUGUAUCCAGUCUUUUUGGGAUGAACUUUUUCUCGUUCGUCGAGGAAAACGGCCAGCAGAGAUGGCAGGUGUCCGAGAAGUUCUGGCUAUACUCAGUGUGUCCAUCAACCAAGUAA
This is a messenger RNA of Alternaria atra, 768 nucleotides long. RefSeq lists its product as uncharacterized. NCBI's taxonomy places the organism in Eukaryota, Fungi, Ascomycota, Dothideomycetes, Pleosporales, Pleosporaceae. The record is from RefSeq and is a predicted model, not a curated record. Gene Ontology annotation, molecular function: cobalt ion transmembrane transporter activity; magnesium ion transmembrane transporter activity; magnesium ion binding. The transcript is spliced from 3 exons. Gene Ontology annotation, cellular component: membrane. Gene Ontology annotation, biological process: metal ion transport; transmembrane transport. The coding region runs from base 1 to 768 and encodes 255 amino acids.